Molecule: messenger RNA, 705 nt
Organism: Clunio marinus
Lineage: Eukaryota; Metazoa; Arthropoda; Insecta; Diptera; Chironomidae
Source: the annotation of a GenBank genome assembly
UUCCAUCUUUAUAUGCAUGACCAAAUGAAAGCAAAGUUUUUGGAAGAGAAUGAAGAGGAAUGGAAGAAAGAUUUCAUUGAAAAGAUUUCCGUGCCGGGUUAUAAGUUUCUGCCUGAAAUGACACAACAAAGAUUCGUCAAGACGCAUUUACCCUUUAAGCUGCUGCCACCGAGUAUAAUGGAAAAGCGCGCCAAAGUCGUUUAUGUAGCGAGACAUCCAAAAGACGUCGUGGUUUCAUAUUAUCAUCUCAAUAAAUUGUAUCGAACGCAAGGAUAUGUCAACGAUUUCAAUACAUUCUUUGAAUAUUUUACUAAAGAUUUAUUACAUUGGAGCCCUUACUUCGAACACAUUAAGGAUGCUUGGAGUCAUCGUCAUGACGAAAAUGUUUUAUUUCUUUUCUACGAAGAUUUGAUCAAAGAUUUGGAAAGUUCUCUGAAGCAGCUUGCCUGUUUCCUGGGGAAGCCGCUAAAAGAAGAACAUUUACCAAAACUGCUAGAUCAUCUCAGCAUUCAAAAUUUUAAGAAUAAUCCUGCCCUUAACGGAAAAGAUUUAAUAGAUGUGAAAGUUCUUGCAACGGGCGCUCAAGGAUUCGUUCGCCUUGGCAGCACAGAGAAGAAUAGCGAAUUGACAAGUGAAAUGUCUCAAAAGAUUGAGAAAUGGAUUGAAGCGAAUUUAAAGGAUUCCGAUUUUAAGUUUAGGGUUUGA